CGGAAAGCAAUGAUCGGUGGUGUGAAAGACGCCACGCGCUCUCUUCCUCACCUUCCUGGGAGAAGAAGACGACGAUGAAGCAUUAACUGAUUCUUGUUUCGUAAAACUCCGAAAAAACCAUGGUUGCAUUAGCUGUUUCUUCCUCGGGCAUUGCUUCGUUUCGCCGGCAUUAUAGCUUCCGGUUACGUCCACGAAACCCUCCGACUCAAGCAGCAGUUUCGCCUUCUUCUUCUUCUGCUUCGGCUUCUCCUGGGGUUGACUUGAGUACCCUCGAGUCCGCCAUUAACAAGAAAGAUAGUAGUGGUGUGAAGGAAGCUCUGGAUCGUUUGGGUGAAGAAGGUUGGGCUAAGAAAUGGAGUUCUCAGCCUUACAUGUCGCGUCGUACGACAUCGCUUCGGGAGCUGACAACUCUCGGAAUCAAGAACGCAGAGACUCUUGCCAUCCCUAGUGUCAGGAACGAUGCUGCUUUUCUUUUCACUGUUGUCGGAACAACCGGUUUCAUAGCUGUACUUGCCGGCCAACUUCCCGGGGACUGGGGAUUCUUUGUGCCGUACUUAGUUGGGAGCAUAUCUUUGGUGGUUUUAGCCGUGGGAAGCGUUUCACCGGGGCUUCUUCAAGCUGCCAUUUCCGGGUUUUCGACAUUCUUCCCUGAUUAUCAAGAACGUAUUGCCGCACACGAAGCAGCUCACUUCUUAGUGGCUUACCUAAUUGGACUUCCAAUCCUCGGGUACUCGCUAGAUAUUGGUAAAGAACACGUCAAUCUCAUCGACGAGAGGCUAGCUAAACUAAUAUACAGCGGCCAGCUUGACUCAAAGGAGCUUGAUAGAUUGGCUGCUGUUGCAAUGGCUGGACUUGCUGCUGAGGGUCUGAAGUAUGACAAAGUGAUUGGCCAAUCUGCGGAUCUGUUCUCUCUUCAGGUCCUCUUAGUUCUUAUUACCUCACCACUCACAAGUUCACAAACACUGAGUUUUAAUUUCUUGCAGAGGUUCAUCAACAGGAGCCAACCUAAAAUCAGUAAUGAACAGCAGCAAAAUCUAACGAGAUGGGCUGUUCUUUACUCUGCUUCUCUUCUGAAGAACAACAAGACCAUCCAUGAAGCUCUAAUGGCUGCAAUGUCCAACAAUGCAUCUGUUCUUGAAUGUAUCAAGACCAUUGAGACAGCUUCCUAGACUUGGCGCAGCUCUGGAUUCUUCAAAUACAGUGAACUAUCUCUAACUCUCUUUUGAUCAAUCCAGUUCCAAGACCACUAAAUCGAGUCACAUAUUUUCUUAAAUAUAUAAACGAGAAAAGACAGAAUAGAUUAUCUAUUUUUAUACUAAAAGUUUCCUCUUGGCGCCUGACAUGUUAUUUACAUUGCCUUAACCGCAAUAUUUUGUUUUUCAAAAUACCAAUUUAAAACU
Brassica rapa (field mustard) is the source of this 1400-nucleotide messenger RNA. RefSeq lists its product as uncharacterized. Lineage: Eukaryota; Viridiplantae; Streptophyta; Magnoliopsida; Brassicales; Brassicaceae. Gene Ontology annotation, molecular function: ATP-dependent peptidase activity; metalloendopeptidase activity; ATP binding. Gene Ontology annotation, biological process: proteolysis. The record is from RefSeq and is a predicted model, not a curated record.